AAAGGCAUACAGACGUUAACUGAGUGUUAAUGCAUACUUGUACGCAGUUUGCGCUAUUUCAUAUUGUCAAGAUUGCUGUCAAAAAUAAGGGCGCAUGGCGAAUCACAGAUAGAAAGACCUACAGGUGGAGAAACAAAAGGAGCUGCCGCUGUCCUUUUCAUCAAUACAUCUUUAAAGGGGUAUAAAACGGUCCUAAACAUCACUCCUGAAUGGAUUAGGAGGACUAUAGGACAUAGCACAACCAUACAUGAACCAAAGACAACCGUUGCGCUUCCAAUCCAUGCACCCAAACCAACUUUUAUUCAGAACGUAAAUCGCUCGAAAAAGGGAUUGCGCAAUUUGUUUGGAUAGCAAGAUCUUCACGAAAACUAUAGUUAUAAUUCAUAUAAAGUUAAAAGGAAACGUAAAGAGGCUUAUUAGAGUCUUUCUGGAAGACAACUUUUGCAAUCUGAACCCUGGACUUCUGAGGUAAACUGAAUAGCAAAGCAUCCUCCCAUGCGGCUGGAAGGAGCAAGAAUGGACUUGAUAAAAAAAAUAUGGACGGCUCGGAAACUCAUUCUCGUGGUCAUGAUCCCGUUAUUGCUGCUUCCUCUGCCACUCAUCCACCCGUGCAGUGAAUCGUCUUGUGCUUAUGUCCUGAUAGUGACAGCGGUGUAUUGGGUAUCUGAAGCUGUACCAUUGGGUGCUGCUGCGCUGGUGCCAGCUUUCCUGUACCCGCUGUUUGGGGUCCUUAAGUCCAGUGAGGUGGCCUCUGAAUAUUUUAAGGACACCACUCUGUUGCUGAUGGGGGUCAUAUGUUUGGCUGCCUCCAUUGAAAAAUGGAAUUUGCAUAAACGCAUCGCUCUCCGGAUGGUCAUGAUCGCUGGAGCCAAACCUGGCAUGCUGGUGUUGGGGUUCAUGUGCUGUACUGUAUUCCUCUCCAUGUGGUUAAGCAACACAUCCACCACAGCAAUGGUUAUGCCGAUCGCUGAAGCCGUGUUACAACAACUGAUCUGCACAGGAAUCGCAGAUGGUCUUGAAGACUCAGUGACCAUGGACACACAGGAUGAGGAGAGUGAUAAAGAGGAAAACCAAGAAUUAAGCAAGAAUCAACUUGAGCUGAUGGACCGUUCACUCAAUAAAAAACAUGAAGUCUGCAUACUGAACGAGGAGACGAAUGGUUCAGUAUUAAUGCCUGGUUUCGGCCCAGAAUUCUCUAAACACAUCAAUGGAUAUCUACCAGAGGCUCCAGUCAGCAUUCCUGUGCCAAAGAAACCCAAAAUCCGUCGGGAUUCUUUGUACCCCACCAAGAGAGAUCACAUGAUCUGCAAGUGUCUGUCUCUUAGCAUCACGUACGCGGCUACCAUUGGUGGACUCAUCACAUUAACAGGCACAUCCACCAACCUCAUCUUUGCCGAACAAUUCAACAAUCGUUACCCAGAAGCAAAGGUCAUCAAUUUUGGCACCUGGUUCAUCUUCAGCUUGCCGAUCGCACUGAUUAUGCUGAUACUCACCUGGAUCUGGCUGCACUUUUUAUUUAUGGGAUGCAAUUUUAGAGAGACUUGCUCUCUAAGCAAGAAACGCAAAACCAGGCGUGAGAUCCUUUCUGAGAAACGUAUUCAUGAGGAGUAUCAGAAACUCGGCCCUAUCAGCUAUCCUGAAGUCGUGACGGGUGUCUUCUUUGUUCUGAUGACCGUACUGUGGUUCACCAGGGAACCAGGAUUUGUCCCGGGCUGGACAUUGCUAUUUGAGAAGAAGGGCUACAGGACUGAUGCCACUGUGUCGGUGCUGCUCGGCUUCCUCCUCUUCCUCAUUCCUGCUCGAAAGCCCUGGCCAUCUGCAGUCUCUGGCGAGAACAAAGGUGAUGAUGAGGAUGAGGAAGAGGAUACAUUAGCACCAAUGAUCACAUGGAAAGACUUUCAGAGACUCAUGCCAUGGGAGAUUGUUAUUCUGGUUGGAGGGGGAUAUGCGCUGGCUGCUGGAUGUAAGGUGUCAGGACUCUCUAUGUGGAUUGGUCGGCAGCUGGAGCCAAUGAGUGGUCUUCCUCCCUGGGCCGUCACACUGUUGGCUUGCCUGCUCGUGUCUGCCGUCACAGAGUUCGCCAGCAACCCAGCAACGCUCACAGUCUUUCUACCCAUCCUGUCUGCCUUGUCAGAGACUCUGCUGAUCAACCCUCUACACACUCUCAUCCCCGCCACCAUAUGUGUGUCCUUUGGUGUCAUGCUGCCAGUUGGAAACCCGCCAAAUGCCAUUGUGUUCAGUUACGGACACGUGCAGAUCAGCGACAUGGUUAAGGCUGGAUUCGGAGUGAAUCUGAUUGGAGUUUUUGUGGUCAUGUUGGCCAUAAUGACGUGGGGAGAGACACUUUUCCACCUGAGCGAGUUCCCCACCUGGGCAGUGAUGCGUAACGUCACGGGCAGCUUGUAGUCGGCUGAAAACAGAUGAUGCAUGUGUGUGUGUGUGUGUGUCAGAGGAGUGUGUGUUUGACAUGUAGAGACUGAAAACACUGAAUAUACACUGAAGGAGGCACAUACCUGUUAUGGCCUUAUUUUCCCCCUGUACGUGGAGUACAGAGUUAAGAAGACAAAAUCUGUGAUGCCUCGUGUUUCCGUGAGAUGCAGAACUUUUAUAUACUUUGUGGUUAAAGGAAUUCUUCACCCAUUCAAAUGAAACGUUUAAUCUAUUAGAUUUAAAAAGCUAUCGUGAACGAAAGCGCAAUUGGUUGCUAAUAUUUAAAGUUACCAGCUUCUUUUCACUUAUAGAUCACUGUUGCCUUAAAAGUAUUGGCUUAGAUUAAAGUAAUAUUUUGGCUUCAAUAUAAGUGAAGCUCAAUCGACAGCAUUUGUGACAAUGUUGAUCACCACAAAAAAUUAUUUUGACAUCCCUCAUUUCUAAUUUUUUUAAAUGGUGGGGUCUGGGUAGCUCGGCGAGACACUGACUAUCACCCCUGUAGUCGCGAGUUCGAAUCCAGGGUGUUCUGAGUGACUCCAGUCAGGUCUCCUAAGCAACCAAAUUAGCCAGGUUGCUAGGGAGGGUAGAGUCACAUGGGGUAAUCUCCUCAUGGUCGUAAUAAUGUGGCUCGCUCUCGGUGGGUUUGUGGUGAAUUGUGCGUGGAUGCCGCGGAGAAUAGCGUGAAGCCUCCACAUGCGCUAUAUCUCUACAUGAUAAGAUGCGCUGAUUGACGUUCUCAGACACAGAGGCAACUGAGAUUCGUCCAUCGCCACCCAUAUUGAGGUAAGUCACUACGCUACCACGAGGACUUAGAGCGCAUUGGGAAUUGGCCAUUCCAAAUUGGGGAGAAAAACAAAAAAGCAGCAAACAAUGCAGUUACAGCGAGGCACUUACAAUGGAAGUGAAUGGGUCCAAUUUUUUGAGGGUUUAAAAAAGACAGAAAUGUGAAGCUUAUCAUUUUAUAAUAGCACUUACAACAAUUGUUCUGUUAAAAAAAAAAUGGUUUGAGCUGUCAAGUUGUUUAAAACAUUGUUUUAGGGUUUAUGGUGUUACAUUGUCUUGGCAACAGAGUUGUAAAAUUGGAUAUAACUUUACACCGAAAGGGUUAGUAAGCAAUUUUAUCACACAAAAAAAUCAUGUUAACACUAAUAUUUUUACUUCUGUGGCUAUCCGUUGGAAACAGUGAAUGUUUUAAUGUUUAAGGAUUGGUCCCAUUCACUUCCAUUGUAAGUGGCUCACUGUAUCCCAGAUAUAUGCUUUUUUUUUUUCAGAAAACGAACAACAAGUCAAAUUUAUUUUUGUGGUAAUCAAUAUUAUGACGCAAAUGCUGUUGAUUGAACUUAAAUUGUAUUGAACCCAGAAUACUACUUGAGCAUCUUUACUGAUAAACGCACAAGUUAGAGUGCCUACAUACAACAAAAAAGGCAAAAUACAAUCAGCAAUGCAUGUUUUUACCAACUGAAUGUAACAUAUCUGUAUGCUAUUUUCUGAGGGCUAACAAAUGUUAUACAUUUGUGUUAUUUACUUGAGAGUUUUGAGGGAGAUCAUGCAUCAGUUGAAAUGGCUGUACAGUAUCUAAUAUGUUCUUACCAAAAUGUUACAUGGCUUAUGUGGUCUGGUACCAGAAGAUUAUUAUUUACAGAGUACAAAUCUACUGUUUCUUAAAAUCGUAAAAUUGAAUAAAACUCUGUGCUUUUGAAAAGUGGCCAUUAAUCAAUGUACAUACAGGAAAGUAACAGUUUGUUAUUAUCGGUCACCCAUUGUCCUAGUCAUGACACAAUAAUUGUAAUAUAUUUUGCGAUUG
This is a messenger RNA of Xyrauchen texanus (razorback sucker), 4234 nucleotides long. Its product is annotated as solute carrier family 13 member 4-like. Gene Ontology annotation, biological process: monoatomic anion transmembrane transport. Gene Ontology annotation, molecular function: transmembrane transporter activity. The record is from RefSeq and is a predicted model, not a curated record. NCBI's taxonomy places the organism in Eukaryota, Metazoa, Chordata, Actinopteri, Cypriniformes, Catostomidae. Gene Ontology annotation, cellular component: membrane. The coding region runs from base 496 to 2406 and encodes 636 amino acids. The transcript is spliced from 16 exons.